Schizophyllum commune H4-8 is the source of this 4539-nucleotide messenger RNA. RefSeq lists its product as uncharacterized. The record is from RefSeq and is a predicted model, not a curated record. Lineage: Eukaryota; Fungi; Basidiomycota; Agaricomycetes; Agaricales; Schizophyllaceae. The transcript has 6 exons. Gene Ontology annotation, biological process: monoatomic cation homeostasis. The coding region runs from base 1 to 4539 and encodes 1512 amino acids. Gene Ontology annotation, cellular component: axon; cation channel complex. Gene Ontology annotation, molecular function: monoatomic cation channel activity.
AUGGACUCGUCGAAGUUUGUGAUUGGGCUGGAGACUCGGCUGACUGUGCUCAUUGAGGCGAAGGAGCAGAAAGCCUUGUUGCCCCCCAUACAGCGAGUCCUGCUGUCGGUGUUGUUGCGUGAGUGUCGUCUGUACACUCGGUCGCUCAAACCCGCGUCCUGGCUCUCCAAGUGCGUCUCCUGGUUCGUCAAGUACGAGACCGACGAAAGUGUUCGACAACGCACCGAUGAGGAGGUCAAGGACUAUGUUGAGCAGAUCCGCGCGCUCUACAUGGCCAGCGAGGCAGGCGCGAAGUUGGGACACUCACGGCGAAGCACAAUGGUCCUGCACACGCGGUCGGGUAGCAUGGACACUACGAUCGAUGGCGCGUCGGGGUUGCUGAAGGAGAAGGAGCAAUUGUUGAGGUCGGUUGCGAAGGGCUUUGCGGCGCGCAUCCUGAAGUUGCUGGUCACGAUGGCUGUGUUGUUGUCGCGAGACCAUGUAGAGAAAAUCGGCACGUACCUGUGGGCGAAUUAUCUGGACGAGCGGGAGGCGCCCACGUUGGGACCUGCUUGUUUCCUCGUCAUGCAAUGUGCAGAGAAGGCUCCCAGGGAUUUGAUUGCGACCAUUGAAGUUGAUAUGCAGAGUUCGGACGAGUCGACACGCGUGUUGGCUGCUCGGCGCUUCGGUUUGCUCGUGAACUAUCGCUUCCAGAUCUUGUCCCAGCAAGUGAUCAUGGACCGUGCACAUCGACCCUUCAAGCUUGCUCGGGGUCCUUUGCCUUUCGUUGCGGCAGAUAUCGGGUCGAACAAGUUCGUCCUGGAGACGAACGCGAGCGAUGUCAAGGACGCGCUGCCCGCGGAGCUGAAGAAGCGAUUGGCCGAGAUCGGAUGGGCGCAGGACGAUUCGCCGGUCGACCAGCGGCUUGAGUGGGCGCAGACGCCGCUGUCCAUACUGCCGAGUUAUCAAGCAGAUCGCUUCGACCUGACUGUAGAUCGGGAUGCGACACCGAUGCCCUCGCCGAACAACAGUCCUGCUGCUUCGCCUCAGCGGCCGGGACAGGAACGUGGAAGGAGCGCAUCUGAUAGCAGCUCAAUCUCGCCUAUGUUGCUUCGCCGCAACUCGAGCACAGGUGGCCCAAUACAGGGAGCCAAGCGUAGACCUGUGUUCGUACCCUCGCUUACGGGUGUCUUCCCGGACCUCGUUAUGCUCGUAUUCGAUCCUAGCUUUGCCGUUGCAUCUGCCGCACGCGCUGUUGUCCUUGAUCUCAUGCGCAACGAUCCCGCUCUGCUUCUUCGCCCUCUACUCGACUUCUUCGUCGCGGAAUCUCGGGAUAUGCCCCGUGCGACGACAACGCUGCGUGCCCUUCUUCAUGUACACCAGCAUACGCCACCCUCGCUUGCCUUCCAGCUCUUCAACAAUAUCAUCGGCUACUUGAAGCACAAUACGCGACAUCUCCAAACCCAGGACCCUCUCAGUGAUUUUGCGGCCGUGCUGGGCGUAGCAGCGAAGCUGGUCACACAGGUUAGCCGGUUGUCGAUUCGCGAGAUGCGAAGGGCGAAGAUCGAGCCGUUUAUGAUACCCUCGGGUUCGCUUUGGUUUCCGCCAUCUGCUCCAGCCGGUUACAUGUUCCCGCGAGCUCCCAGUCACUACAACCCUUUCACGUACGACCCUGACUUGGUCCACAUUACGACGAUUCGUAUUGCUCAGAAUAGCCUCCUUCUAUCCAUGCUCAAACGGACGCCUCAGGAUGUCCAGCUCGUUCGGAGGACCAUGACGCGGCUCGUGCUACCGAUAGACUCGACGCCGACCAUCGAGCCACCGCCAUUGGAGAUGAAGGACUUUGUGCCAAGGAAGAGAGCGAAGGGGCAGCACUCUAAGAGCGCUGACGAGGUCACAAUGGCCGCCUUAUCGUCCAUGCUUUCUCGCAGCUAUGUCUUGCUCGUCGCGCAGAUCUUCCGAUGCCUUCCGCGUCAUUUGAACGAUCGCGAGGAAUUGUCGGUGCUCAUAGACGGUCUAAAUCGUGUCCUGUUGGCGCAUGGGGACGACAUUGGUAUACUGGCCCAUACUCUGAUCGCGUUCAUGGUUGCGAGUACACGUUUCCGGCGGCUCUUCACGUCGGGAGGCGGGUACACCAUGUUCAUGCCUGCGCUUCUCAAAGUCUACGCCGAGAAUGAGGUCAACAGCGGCAUCCGUAGUGCGAUUGACUACGCUGCAGAUCGCUUCUGGGCCCUCCACCGUGAAGUGUUCAUCUUCCAGACGCUCGACGUCAUGUCGCAUGUCUUGAUGGUGCCCAAAGUCAAUGCGACUUGGAUUUGCGAGAACAUCUUCCAGUUCUUCUGGACGCUGCACCAGGUUACGCCUCCGUCUCGGUCUACGGAUGCGGCCGGUAUCCACGACCAAAACAAGGAGCAAGAGCGCGAAGCCUUGCUCGUCUCGACUGCCGAGGAAACGCCACAAGCAUUCCUUGCUGCUUUGCGCAACGACAAUCAGCUGACAAAGGUCGAUAUCCCGGAAGAAUUUGAGGCGAAGAAACCUCACAUCGAGAACUUCAUCCGUUUGUUUUUGACCGUCAUCGCCCAUGAUCCUACGAUCAGGAGAGCUGAGCAGUUUCUUCGCGCAUUCCGGCAUAUGGCGUCCAGUCUAUACGCGAGAUCACAUCCAGGGGCCGGUGCUGUGUUGCGAGAUGGGAUAGACGCGCUUAGCAUGGUGCUGCUGAAGCUCACAAGCAAGGCAAAAGCCACGGAAGCUGCACAGCCCUCCACCACGACAUCUCGCACAGGCGACGAUUCGGAUAGCAUUGCAUCUGCUGACGCCCUAUUGGACUCUGCGCCCGUGCUGGACAACACGAAAGGCUCGAGCGACGUCCUGUCCAUGCGCCUCGACUACCUCCAUCUUGUCGUUGCAUAUGCAGAAGCUGGCGGCGAUCUACCUUCGAGCACGAUGCAACAUGUUGUCGACGUCUUCCGUAUCGUCAUCCAGGACACGUCAGGCGACAUACGUGAUUCGGUUGCGCGAAUCUUCUGCAGCUACACGAAAGCAAUGCUCUGGCGAGAUCAGCAAAGGACGGUGAAGGAGGUCAUCGCGUUUCUCAAGGUGAACACCCCGAUCAUCAGCGCCUUCGCGGGCACCCUGGACUUCUCUGGCGUCUUCGACACUUUAGCUCACCUUGCAUCUAAUCCGCUCUACGCUAGCGACAAGCACUUCGCCCAUAUGGUCACGAACCAGGUGUGCGCGGCUGGUCUGGCUGCGUGCGAGCAGGCCGCUUCGCAGAACCUCCUCGUCACCUUGACUUUCCGAACCUCACUCAUCAACCUGAUCUCCAAGGUCGUGCAUAUGCAACACGCAGACGUACUGUGGGAGAUCGAGCGAUGUACGCCCAGUCAUGACUUCCUUGCCCACAUCGUCCUCCCGCUUGUGAUGACUCUGCCAGCCGGACAAGGGCAUCUGGGGGAGGCGCACUUAGGCCAUGCGGGCAGCAACGCGAUUCCGAGUGCUUGGAUGCGACUGUUGGCGUAUGCAAUGACUGCCAAGCAGGUGACUUCUGGGCGCUCGAAGGUCGAACAGAAGCGACGCUCGCAGUCCUCUUCAACACCGCACGUCCCGACUUUUGUCUUCAUACUACAGGUUAUCAAAGUCAUUGUCGUCCGUGCGGAGAGUAUUCUGUCGAGCUCGCUUCCUGGUGUAUGGAAUCGGGUGGCAGCCUUCCUGAUGUCGACUCUGGACGAUGGUGAUGCGGCCUUCGCCACCUCGUACCUACGCUCACCCACGCACUCUCCCUUGCAUUCUCCGCGCGCCAGUCUCGAGGUCUACAACCCCAUGUUCCAGUCAAAUAACCCCUUCAUGCAGGUCCCCGAGCGGCCCCGAACAUUCAAGAGCCCUCGCGCCGUCGACUACGCCCUCUGGUCCUUCCUCGAGCUACUCGCCGUCUACCGCUCCCCGCUCCUCCUCCAGAUGCGUCUCUUCAUGCAGGAAAAGGUGCUCACCCUCAACCAUGACCUCCGCGCGCAGCACGGCCCGGGCGGCGCGCGGGGCUCUCGACGCGUAUCUUCCACCGCGUUUUCGAAGCCGCGUCGGCGCCUCUCAGGAAUGCCAUCGCCGGAGAAUUCGCCCAAAAUUGGCGCAUACUCGUACCGCGGCUCGCGCGCGGGCCCAGGUUUCAUGGAGGACCGCCAGGCGGGCUUCCAUGGGUUGAAUGACGGCGGCGGGGGCAACCCACGCAUCGUGCACCUGGGCCCCGUGUCGCGCCCGCCAUCGCCUUACGCGCGGCCGGCCUCGCCGAGCGCAGAAGCGUCGCGGGUGACGCGCAUCGGGUCGAUGGUGCUGGUGCGCGCGACGUAUGAGCGGAUCCGGGUCGUGCAGAGCGUGCUGGGGUACGACGAGGUGCUGCCGAUGCCCGGGGACGCGGAGGAGGCGCCGGAGGUGCAGGUGACGACGUGGACGAGGGCACAGGCGCUGGAGGCGAUUGCGAAGGAGACGCGAUUGUUGAUCGAGGAGUUUGAUGAGACGUUUGGAGACGAGACGGUGCUGGUGGACGGGGAUGUGUCGAUGGGGGCGUAG